CUUACGUAUGGAUCAUCCUCUCAACUUUAAGAUAAUUAAGGAAUGUUCGACAUCAAGAGCUCGCGUGGCUCAAAUUGAGCUUCCUCAUUCGGUAGUCGACUCGCCAGUGUUCAUGCCCGUUGGCACGCAGGGCAGCCUCAAAGGUCUGACCGUCUCCCAACUCAAACGACUAGAUUGUCGAAUCAUGCUAAGCAACACGUACCAUCUGGGUUUACGACCAGGUACGGAAGUAAUCGAGUUAGCAGGAGGACUGCACAAUUUUAUGCAAUGGGAUCGAAACCUAUUGACAGACAGUGGAGGAUUCCAAAUGGUCUCUUUACUCAAAUUGGCGGAAAUCACAGAAGAAGGAGUCAAAUUUCAAUCACCACACGAUAAAUCAGAGAUGCUGCUCACUCCUGAAAAGUCAAUAGAAAUCCAGAACAGCUUGGGUGCCGACAUCAUCAUGCAGCUAGAUGAUGUAGUCCACAGUCUGACGACAGGCCCACGUGUUGAAGAAGCAAUGCAAAGAACAAUAAGAUGGCUAGACAGAUGUCUGGCUGCACACAGAAAACCGAGAGAACAAAAUCUUUUUCCUAUUGUUCAGGGAGGUUUGGACGAUGAGCUGCGUCGUCGAUGUGCAAAGGAAAUGAGUAGUCGAGAUGUGGCUGGCUUUGCUAUCGGUGGACUGUCGGGAGGUGAAGAGAAGACAUCCUUUUGGCGAAUGGUGGCUACAUCAACAGAUAUCUUGCCUAAACAUAAACCAAGAUAUCUGAUGGGCGUCGGUUAUGCUGUCGAUCUUGUUGUCUGUUGUGCUCUUGGUUGUGACAUGUUUGAUUGUGUGUAUCCUACUAGAACGGCUAGGUUUGGAACCGCUCUUACCACAGCCGGUCAUUCAACUAUAAAUCUCAAGAGUAAAGAUUUUGCCAAUGACUUCUUACCUAUUGAUCGAAAUUGCUCGUGUUCAACAUGUCAGUCUUCGACACGAGCUUAUCUCCAUGCAUUGUUUAUUAAUCGUGAGGCAGUCGGAUGUCAUUAUGUUACGGUACACAAUGUGGCCUAUCAACUGGAACUUAUGAAAAGCAUACGACAAAGUCUUACGGAUGACUGCUUUCCUGCAUUUGUUCAAGAUUUCAUGUUGACUGCUUACCCAAACAAGGAUUACCCACAGUGGGCAGUGGAUGCUCUUGCAACAGUAAACAUUAAACUACACUAGAGCAAUUUACAAUUUUCUAUGGUUUAAAUUUGAAAUUAUUUUAUUUUUUGCUAUGCUUUGAGCUUCUCAAUGUCUCAAUAGCAUAUUGAGCAGCUCCAAUUGCUGCAUCAGAAC
Molecule: messenger RNA, 1306 nt
Organism: Corticium candelabrum
Lineage: Eukaryota; Metazoa; Porifera; Homoscleromorpha; Homosclerophorida; Plakinidae
Product: queuine tRNA-ribosyltransferase catalytic subunit 1-like
Exons: 1
Coding region: 8-1192 (394 amino acids)
Cellular component (GO): cytosol
Molecular function (GO): tRNA-guanosine(34) queuine transglycosylase activity
Source: RefSeq, a predicted model, not a curated record